UUAGCGGCAGUUAGAGAGGCGGUGAGGUGGUUAAUUAGUAUUUGGCUUAAUUUACUUAACCUGGGUUAAAACCGAGUUAGGCAAGAUUUAGGCCAAUACGUCGUUGUUUUGGCUAUAAAAAGAUGGCUUCGCAAUGGCUCUUCUUUGACUCGUAUCUUUCGUUUUCUUUCCUGAUUCUUAGACACCGAAACUAGCAGAGCAAUUUACUCUGACAAUAAUAAAGAGGGAAAAACAAACAGAAUACAAAGCACACAGAGAGAGAGAGAGAGAGAGAGAGAGAGAAAGAGAGAGAGAUUUGAAGCAACAAUGGCGAUUUCGCCGAGAUGUUUUUGUGUAUGUGCAUUGAUUGUUCUAGUGCUUUUCGUUAGCGUGAAGUCAUCAACGGAGAAAUCGAGGUUCGAGCAAAAGCAGGGGUUGCAGAGCUCCAAGAACUCAUCAAUGGCCGACGGGUCAGGUGAUGCAUGGAAUGAGCAUGCUGUUGAGAAUCCGGAGGUGGUGGCUUCAGUGGUUGAUCACAGGAGCAUCCACAACGGCACAGCGAGAAGGAAUUUAGGAUUCUUCUCAUGUGUAACAGGCAAUCCAAUUGAUGAUUGUUGGCGAUGCGACCCCAAUUGGCAGCGAAACAGGAGGCGUCUUGCUGACUGUGGGAUUGGCUUUGGACGCAAUGCCAUUGGUGGUCGCGACGGCAGAUACUAUGUCGUGACUGACCCUCGAGAUGACGAUCCUGUUAAUCCAAAACCUGGCACCCUUCGCCAUGCUGUUAUUCAAGAAAGACCUUUAUGGAUUGUGUUCAAGAGAGACAUGGUGAUCACUCUUAAGCAGGAACUUAUCAUGAACAGUUUCAAGACUAUUGAUGCACGUGGAGUUAACGUCCACAUUGCCAAUGGAGCUUGCAUUACCAUCCAGUUUAUCACAAAUGUCAUUAUUCAUGGUCUCCAUAUCCAUGAUUGCAAGCCUACCGGCAAUGCCAUGGUUCGUAGCUCGCCUACUCACUAUGGGUGGAGAACUAUGGCUGAUGGAGAUGCGAUUUCCAUUUUUGGGUCUAGUCACAUUUGGAUUGAUCAUAAUUCUCUAUCGAAUUGCGCAGAUGGCCUUGUUGAUGCUAUAAUGGGGUCAACUGCCAUUACCAUUUCGAACAACUACUUCACCCACCACAACGAGGUUAUGUUAUUGGGUCAUAGUGACUCCUAUGCAAGAGAUAAGCAGAUGCAAGUAACAAUUGCCUACAACCAUUUUGGUGAGGGUCUUAUCCAGAGAAUGCCAAGGUGUAGGCAUGGGUAUUUCCAUGUGGUGAACAAUGACUACACACACUGGGAAAUGUAUGCCAUUGGUGGAAGUGCCGACCCUACCAUUAACAGCCAAGGAAACAGAUAUCUUGCCCCUAACAAUGCUUUCGCUAAAGAGGUGACAAAGAGGGUGGAUACAUCAGAUCAUGUAUGGAGGCAUUGGAAUUGGAGAUCCGAAGGAGACCUCUUGCUAAAUGGAGCCUACUUCACUCCCUCAGGAGCCGGAGCUGCAGCCAGCUAUGCAAGAGCUUCUAGCUUGGGGGCCAAGUCCUCUUCCAUGGUUGGUACCAUUACUUCAAGUGCGGGUGCUCUUUCCUGCCGCAAGGGUCGCCAAUGUUAAUUCUCAAACCUAAGCAACAGGGGAAAACAACCAGAAAAAGAAAGGCAAAAAAAAAAAAAGGUUUUAUCUUCCCUUACUGUUGCCACAGCAACUACCCAGCAAGUAUGAAGUCUUUCUCUGUUUCAUCUCCCUCCUUUUCCUCUGUUUGGCCACUCAACCAAUAUUUGGCUAGUGUACAUUAUAUAACAGGUGUCAUAGUGCGAUACAAAGACUAAAAAUGGAAAAAAAAAUCCACUUGUCAGCACGCCACUGAUCUACCUGGGCCUGCUUUAGAUGCCGCAGUGUUGCUCAUCAUCUUGAAUUCUCUAUUCUUCAUAGAGUCGGUUUGUCCAUUUUUCUUCUCUGUACUAUAAUUUACGAAUUAUCAGAUCAGCAAAAAAUUCAUAUCAAAAAGACAUUGUUUUUAGCUUCAAAUGUUUUAAGCUUUUAUCAUUUGGAAUCGUAUUUAA
Messenger RNA from Manihot esculenta (cassava), 2075 nucleotides. RefSeq names its product probable pectate lyase 8. The coding region runs from base 307 to 1626 and encodes 439 amino acids. NCBI's taxonomy places the organism in Eukaryota, Viridiplantae, Streptophyta, Magnoliopsida, Malpighiales, Euphorbiaceae. The transcript has 7 exons. Gene Ontology annotation, molecular function: pectate lyase activity. The record is from RefSeq and is a predicted model, not a curated record.